AUGGAUGACGGCACAAUAAGGAUUCAAUCUGGUAUCAACAUCAACAUCAAAAGAACAGAUGGACGGAUCCACUCGGCGAUCGUGUCCGGGGUGAACCUGGAGACGCGCUCGGUGACGGUGGAGUGGUACGAGCGCGGCGAGACCAAGGGCAAGGAAGUGGAGAUCGAUGCCAUCCUCGCGCUUAACCCUGAGCUGGCGGUCGGCCCGCGCCACCACACGCCGCACCUCCAGCCCAUGCCCAACAAACUGGCCAGGGACAUGACGCGGCAAUCCAUACCAGUGGCUACAAAAGCGCCAUCUCGCGUGACGCGCAACAAUCAGAUGCGUCUGUCGAAUGCGGGCGGCGCGUACACGAACGGGCACGGCGGCGACACGACGGGGCGGCGCGGGGCCGAGAACGUGCCUCCUCCGCAGCAACCGCCGCCGCAGCAGCCGCCGGCCAACUCGCGCGUCACGCAACAGUUCACGGCGCCGGUGGUGGCGAGCGCGGCGGGCACGCGCAGCGGGGCGGGUGCGGGCGCGGGCGGGGGGGCCGCCGGCGUCUCCUCCACUGUGUCCGUGCCGCACGCCGUCGCGUCCGGCGCCGUGCGGAGGUCCAACGUCGUCAAGGAGGUCGAGCGGCUCAAGGAGAACAGGGAGAAGAGGCGGCAGCGGCAGGCGGAACUUAAAGAGGAGAAGGAAGCCCUAAUGAACAUGGAUCCGGGUAAUCCAAACUGGGAGUUCCUGGCGAUGAUCCGCGAAUACCAGAACAGCAUCGAGUUCAGGCCGCUAACCGGCAACGAGCCUGUCGAGGACCACCAGAUCACCGUCUGCGUCAGAAAGAGGCCGCUCAACAAGAAGGAGAACGCUAAAAAAGAGGUGGACGUCAUAAGCGUGCCGACGAAAGACCAGAUGAUAGUGCACGAGCCCAAGAACAAGGUUGACCUCACCAAGUACCUCGAAAACCAGAAGUUCCGCUUCGACUACGCCUUCGACGACUCCUGCACCAAUGAAGUUGUUUAUAAAUAUACGGCCAAGCCGCUGGUGCAGACGAUAUUCGAGGGCGGCAUGGCGACGUGCUUCGCUUACGGACAGACGGGCUCCGGCAAGACGCACACCAUGGGUGGCGACUUCCAGGGUAAGACACAGGACUGCAAGAAGGGUAUCUACGCGAUGGCGGCGCGCGACGUGUUCGCCUACCUCAAGUCGCCGAAGUACAAACCGCUCAACCUCAUCGUAUCCGCCUCCUUCUUCGAGAUAUACUCCGGGAAGGUAUUCGACUUGUUAGCGGAUAAGGCGAAGCUGCGAGUGUUGGAGGACGGCAAGCAGCAGGUGCAGAUAGUGGGCCUCACGGAGAAGGUGGUGGACAACGUGGACGAGGUGCUCAAGCUCAUCCAGCAUGGUAAUGCAGCCAGAACCUCGGGACAGACGUCUGCGAACUCGAACUCGUCGCGGUCGCACGCGGUGUUCCAGAUCGUGGUGCGGUCGCCCGGCAUGCACCGCGUGCACGGCAAGUUCUCGCUCAUCGACCUCGCCGGCAACGAGCGCGGCGCCGACACCUCCUCCGCCAACCGGCAGACGCGCAUGGAGAGCGCUGAGAUCAACAAGUCAUUACUCGCACUGAAGGAAUGCAUCCGCGCGCUCGGCAUGAAGGGCAACAACCACCUGCCGUUCCGCGUGUCGAAGCUGACGCAGGUGUUGCGCGACAGCUUCAUCGGCGACAAGUCCCGCACGUGCAUGAUCGCCAUGAUCUCGCCGGCGCUCUCCUCCUGCGAGCAUUCUCUCAACACACUGCGCUAUGCCGAUCGCGUCAAGGAAUUGGGCACCGCGGACCCGAGAAGAGCUGACUCGCCGCCUAGGGAUGUGGAUAUGCAGGAUCUGCAUGAUAUGCAGCCCGCGCAUGAUGAUCUUGCGCAUCUCAGGUCACUUAAUGAGGGUGACAUGUCAGCGGAGAUGUACACGUUCCACGAGGCUAUCGACGAGCUCCAGCGCGCCGAGGAGGAAGUGCUCGACAACCACAAGGCCAUCUCUGACUACCUGCAACACGCGCUGCAACGCUGCAACCAGCUGCUCGGCAUCACUAGGGACGUUGACUACGAUCAGGACGCGUACGCGACGCAGUGGGAGGAGCUGUUGAACGAGCAGAUCGCUGUACUGGCGCAGUCACGCGACCUCGUCGCCGAAUUCCGCGCCAAGAUGACCCAGGAGGAGCACAUCUCGCGACGCAUACAGCCUCCGCUCUCGCGACACCACUAGCCGGCACAUCACUAGCGAAUGCGAACCGAACAUGUCACGUCGGGGAUAGGUUACAUAGUACGAGCUGAACUGAGCGAGCUAGCUAUGGACGACUAGGACUGUCAGACAGUUGGUUUUGAAGGAUAGAGAAAGGCGAGUUGCAAUAGGCUUACUUGACAGCAACUCUCAAUAGGUUAUAGGUGUCGAAUGCAGUAACUUAUCAGGCCAGUUCGCACUUUGUAACUAAGUUAUUGGGCCGGACGUGGGCUGAGGUGCAGGCGAGCGGCAAAGCGGGAGUGAUGUCCAAAUUUUGCAUCAUAGUGUUAAAAACUAACUGAAAUGUUGUAUUAACUCAUGUUUUUGUUAUUUUGGGAUAUUAUUAAGAUUAGGUAAUUCGUACUCAAAGUUUUGUACGUUUUCUCCAAGUUCCAAAUUAGGUUGAAACCUGUAAAAUGUGAAAUAGUGUUUAUCGCAACACAAUACAGGAGGCAAGCGUGUGAGAUAUAAACCGAAAUGUCUGUGCUGCCUCCCGCUCAGCACACGUUCAGCCUUAAGGCUAUCCCAGUUCUUAUGUUGCUCGUCUAAAACGAGAGACGAAAAUCACAAUUCGGUUACUGAUUUGUCGACUUGAUAUUUAUUUUGCUUGUUGGCCGCGAAGUUGCAUGUUUGUUUUCUUGCCUUUUGUACAAAACUGUCGUGGAAUUUUCGUUGAUGCAACGUUCGCCGCGGGAGUGUGUUCGUGUUCGUGCUUGCGCUCGCAUUCGCGUUCGUCCGGCGGUCGUGUCGAGUCACAACUUGAUAUAUGUAAAAUUCCAGUGUGUAAAAACUAAUUAAUCAGUAUUGAAACUAAUAAAAAUUCAGUGUUCGAUAUGUAAGGAACGUGUGUAGCUGGCCUACUGAACCGCUUGUACACUAUGUUUUGCCAUCGACCAAGUUGUGACGGUGUUUUUUUUUUUUCAAUAUUUUAUCCCUCAAUGCUUAGUAUAGUCGACGAAACGAUGUGAACUGAGACUGUUUACUAUAGGGGAUGAAUGCACAAACUAGACUCGUCGGUUUGUACGUUGAAGUUGUUUUGAGAUAUAUUUGUCGAUAGUCGAUACGAAAUAUGUGGACUCUAUUCAAUACAAUUCAGUUGGAUGGCUACUGCUUCGCGGCUAUCGACAGUGAGGCGGUCGAAUAUCGAUAAUUUUAUCGACGUUCAACAACCUCGAACCAUCGACUUGUGAAUUCUAAACGCAAAAUGGUGCGAUACGUUUAGUUAAUUAAUAAAACUGAGUUUUCCCCUCGAGUUUAACCCUGACUUUUCUUUGAGCAUUUAACUCCGCUAAUGGCCUAUAACGUAAAAUAGUUAUGAACUUUGAUGAUGUGCAAGUACAAAAUGAGUUGCGUACAACUGGCGUCAGUUACGGCCUGAGGUUAGUCGCGGGUGGCGUCAGUCAUACAAAAGGCGUGGGCAAGUCUGCCUAACUUCAGAGCGGUUGUUAGUAUUGGCGUCAGUUGUACUACGUUUACUUUCAUAACGGUUGGUGUCCACUAUUUUGAAUAUGGUAAUGAAAUACUCGGAUCGUUGUGAAAUAUAACUGUUUAACAUUUAUAUAACGCAAUGUGUGUUAGGAAGGAACGAUAAAUAGUUUUUUUAAUCGAAUAUAUCGAUUCCAAGUAUUGCGUAAUGUAAUCGAUAUAUAAUUUUUGUUGAUUUUCAAGUUAUGCACGAAAGACUUUGAUAUUCCUACCUUUCAUACAGUGUCCUUAUUUAUCGUAAAAUGUAUAAUUAGAUUAAAACUGAAGAGGAUAUAUCUCCUUAUUUGUGUUAAUGUAUGAGAUAUGCUGGUGACACGAUAGUGCGUGUAGACGUUUUGAUAACAUAUCUAUUGCCAUUUCGCUUGUUACUGCUGCCGUCGCAAAAUGUCCAUAUUAUAAAGCUAAUAUACACAUGUUGAAAAAAUACUCCGUACUUAUAAACAUUUUUAUUUAAUAUUUAGUGUUUUGUCUCUUUCUAUCUUUAAUGAAAUGGUUUUAUAGUAAGGGGUAAAAACAUUGUUUAAAUUAAAAUGGUUAUAAGAAUGGAAGAUAAUUUAAAACAGGAGCUAGUGAUGUCAAAUUUAAGACUUAUUGCUUAUGUACAAGCUCCAUGACUAAUCAAUUGUAAAAUCCAUGACAAAAUUAAACAUCUGGUAUUGAAAAUAUAAUUGGAUUUUAAAUAUUUGGUUUUUCUGUUUAUAAAUUUCCAUUGAGAUUAUAUUAAUCUGGCUGCUAUUUGACGAGUAUUAGCUAUUUGAAUUUGAGUAUUGGAUUCGUUAGUUGGCCUCAAACAUUGGCGUAUAGCAUUUUGAUCGGGCAUAACGUAUUUACCAAAUAUUGGCCGCGUUUGAAUGCUAUUAUGGUAUCCUUUGAGUGAGAGUGGAAAUUCCACUAUAAUAUUUCAAAUGUGUUUCUACUAGGGUUGUAAACCAAUACAUAAAUAAUUAUCGAUAUUUAUUGGCUUCAGGUAUGUGUAAAAGGCGAAUCUAUCUAAGAGAUUCAUAAGGAACUCUUAUUCCAUUUCCUAAAGCAAUAUCAUUGGAGCUUUGUUCCUAUUUGGCACAGCCAGAAAUUUAAAAAAUUCUCAACGUAUCGACAGAUGUGAAAAUAUUAAUUUUAAAUAAUAGCUUAUAUGAUAUAUCACCAUGAAACUUACUAUUCUUGCAACUGAACGACUUGGUGAUGUUUACGAGUAUAUUUGUCGACCACUACCCGUCCUUUUUACUCUUAACAUGUCGUAUGGGGGAGACGGAAUAUUGUAGUAACAGUUGCGAUGAUAAAGUAUAACUCGAUUACAAACUGCGUGUGGUCUCUUUCUCUCAAUAUUAUUGACAGAUAAAGACAGAAAACCCAGUUUGUUUUACAAUAUUAAGCACAACGAUCUUUAUUUCGUAUGUCGCUGUCCCUUUCUCUUGGAAUUUCGACUUGAAGAUGAAAGGAAGAAUAAUUUCGAAAUGCGAAAAGUAGGCGCCAAUUUGUUGUUCUAUUAAUCUGGUUUAGAUGGCAAUGGCUAUGUGACUGCAGCCAUAAUGGUCACCCGAGAUUGAGAUAUGGGGCAAAUCGAAUAUGACAAAACUCUUGACUUAACUACCUUUAAAUAAUCACGACUAUAAUAUAUGAUUUUUAUUCGCUAAUAAUCGUUAAAUCGCACAGAAUCGAAUUGUUAAUCGAUUGCAAAUUCCUAACAGUAAUCAUUUAAUGCAACGAUUGACUAUCGAUGUAGCGAGAGAUCGAAUGAGUAAUCGAUGAGGGCUGGUGGGAUAAAUUUCUAUACACAGACAUUACUGGAUAAUUAUAAUUUAUAUUUACAUUAUCAUUGCAUAACAUCGUAGUAAAAAAAACGUAAAACGUGUCGUUUUUUAAUUAAUUAAUAAAAAUAGUAAAACUUCUUAAAAGACUAUGUAACUGUAAGUUUUUCCAGUCAGUACGUUUAAUAUUUUUUCUUUUAUUUUUUGUAAUACUUAUGUUGUGAUAAUUGAGUAUGUGACGCGAGCUUGCGCUUAUGAGCGAGGCCUUUAGCGGUUUGUAUGCUGAAUACUAUCAUUCUAUAUUACAUUUUGUCUACUAAAUACGGAGCAUUGUCUUGUAAUGUCUGCUCCGUAGAUGACGUCCAUAGUUCAAUUUAGGAUUCUCAAUAUUCAUUUACGUAUUACAUUUUGUACUUGUGAAUUCAAUGUCAUAUAGAAUGAAAGCAUCCCAACGCGCAAAAUUAUUGUUUGUAAUAACGACAAUGUUUAUCGAUAGUAUGAAAAUAAAUAUUAACUUGGAAUGAUUGUAGUUUAACUGCGCUCGACUGGUGCUAGGCCUAUUCGCUUUUAACAGUAGCCUCUUGGGUCUGACAGAUGCGGUAAAAUAUAAAUUGCAUGUAUUGGGCUUGGUUGAAAGUUGUGCGACAAUUUGUGAUAACGUGCACCGUAGCUUGUGUGCCAUCCAAUAUGAAAUUAUAAUCCGUCACUCUUGUUAAAUGUGAAAUACGAGUCUUCAAUCCUUACAUGUUUGAUUGGCAGUUGUGUUGUGUGGACCCUCGGAGGUAUUGUAUACUGUAGCUUACAAAGAGGUUAUUAGGUAGUGCUUAUUAUUAAAUAAACAAACUAAAUCGGUACUCUGUAUCAGAGUCACUGCUUGCGCCGAUGUACUGAACGAAAUCUCUUUUUGUAUGGAACGAAGCCGCGCACGGUCGCGUUUUAUGCGUAGUUUACACAGCACGCUGUCUAGUUGGCCGCUUUGAAGUUAGUCACUAGAGGCAGUUAUUGUUCCUAGGGAUUGGUGGGUGAAGAUAGAUUUGCGGCUGGAAUUGUUAAACAAUCGAUCCGGAUUAAUAAUAAUAUAAUAAAAAUAUCAGCCCUGUAUUAUAUACUGUCCUACUGCUGGGCACAGGCCUCCUCUACUACUGAGAGGGAUUAGGCCUUAGUCCACCACGCUGGCCUAGUGCGGAUCGGCAGACUUCAUAUGCCCUCAAAAUUCCUCUAGAGAAUUCGAUUUGGAUUAUUUAAUAAUUUCGGCCGUCAGAGGGCGCGUGUCGUGGCUAACUUCAGACUGCCCAUCUUAGACCGAUCGUUCUGUUAUAACCUUGGCGUUUGUGUAAAUGUAACGCGAUCGUGUGCAGCCGAGUCCUAACGAGACGUGGAACUGUUCGCCUUCAAAUGAAUUGGUAUUGUAUAGUGUUCGUCAAAAGGACAAGUGAAGGACGAGGUGCGGGGCGUCGCGCUCUUGUUUAGUUGAAAUGCUUUAUUAUAAUAAACAUAUUUUAACAUCGCACAUUACAAUAAAUUAAUCGAAAUUGA
This is a messenger RNA of Manduca sexta (tobacco hornworm), 7019 nucleotides long. It is a transcript of the gene Klp10A, whose product is annotated as kinesin-like protein Klp10A. Gene Ontology annotation, molecular function: microtubule motor activity; ATP binding; microtubule binding. The coding region runs from base 1 to 2235 and encodes 744 amino acids. The transcript has 14 exons. Gene Ontology annotation, biological process: microtubule-based movement. The record is from RefSeq and is a predicted model, not a curated record. NCBI's taxonomy places the organism in Eukaryota, Metazoa, Arthropoda, Insecta, Lepidoptera, Sphingidae.